GGUGGGCGCAGAGGGAAGAAGGGUCUGCAGAGGCGGGUGGGGGAGACGGGCAGAAAGGAGCCGCGGGGGCGCCGGGACUCAGCCUCCGACUCUCUCUCCUUCUGACAGUCAACGCGGGGAAGUCCAGAGGCGCAGGCAUCAAGAAAAAGUAUGAGGAAAAAAUAGUGAAUUAGGAAAAAGCUUUUUGGAUUGGAGAGAAAAACAAAAGAAUCAAUCAUAUCUCUGCAUUUUUGAAAACUUUUUUUAUUUUUUAAGGAUCUACUGAAAUAAUUCUUUUAGUGGAGUGACAUGCUGGAUUGCUACUAUCUUCUGUUCCACAGAAGUUAUAGGAUUGCGGGAAGAAAAAGUGCAAUGCAGUUAUGUUUCUGGGAUGUACAAUCUGACAUUUCCAGUUAAGAAGUCAUGAUAAGGCAUGCUGUAUAAAAAUUCCAAACUUGGUAAUUUUCAAAAAGUUCAAUCUGGAAAUAAGAUUCUUUGGUAUCAUCUCAUCUACUAGGAUGUCAGAACUUAGCUCCAAUUUGACUUUCAAUAUGAGCACCUCAAUUGAAGAGCCAGGAAGUGGACUCUCAAGAAUGGGACACAACAUUGUCGCUGUUUUUCUUGGACUAAUUCUAGUUUUUGGGUUCUUGAAUAACUUGGUUGUCCUCAUUCUCUUCUGUAAGUUUAAAACCUUGCGCAACCCUGUGAACAUGCUGUUGCUGAAUAUCAGUGCCAGUGACAUGCUAGUCUGCAUCUCUGGGACUACACUCAGCUUCGUAUCAAACAUUUAUGGCAGAUGGAUCGGAGGAGAACACGGCUGCAGGUGGUACGGCUUUGUCAAUUCUUGCUUUGGCAUUGUAUCUCUGAUCUCACUGGCCAUUCUGUCUUAUGAACGUUAUAGCACUCUUACACAAACCAAUAAACGUGGCUCUGACUAUCAAAAAGCCCUGCUAGGCGUUGGAGGUUCCUGGCUCUACUCUCUGAUUUGGACAGUACCGCCUCUCAUUGGCUGGAGCAGCUAUGGGCUUGAGGGGGCGGGCACCAGUUGUUCAGUCCGAUGGACAUCGGAAACACUCGAAUCAGUGACUUAUAUCAUCUGCCUCUUCAUAUUCUGCUUAGCCAUUCCCGUCCUGGUCAUGAUAUACUGCUAUGCUCGCCUCUUUUAUGCUGUCAAACAGGUGGGGAAACUCCGAAAAACCUCUGCCCGGAAAAGAGAAUUCCAUGUACUCUUCAUGAUAAUCACAACCAUCAUCUGUUACCUGAUCUGUUGGAUGCCCUAUGGCGUUAUAGCACUUCUUGCAACAUUUGGUCGUCCUGGCUUGGUGUCUCCUGUAGCCAGUGUCAUACCUUCUAUCUUGGCAAAGAGCAGUACUGUAUUCAAUCCCAUCAUCUACAUUCUAAUGAACAAGCAGUUCUAUAAAUGCUUUCUCAUGCUUCUGCACUGCCAGCCUUCUUCAGUUGCUGAUGGAGAAACCAUAUGCCAGUCAAAGGUCAUGGCCAUCCACCAAAACCAGAAGGCACAAGGUGGAGUUAUAUUAAAAAGCCAAGUAGUUCCACAAAUGGAUGAGAAAGCAAUCUGUCUUCUGAGUCCAGAGUCAAGCCUGGAUCCGGUUUUAGAGAGCACACCCCAACUGUCCAAGGAAAAUUCAUUCCUGUGAAAGAGUACAAGCUAUUGCCUAUAAAACUACAUCAAAUAUGUUACAGUUUGUAACUAAUUAGUUCUGAAUUCUCUGAGGAAAUAUGUUAUAUGUUGAGCAGAAACAGAACAGAAGUUCCUCCUAUUGCUAUUUUUAACUUUAAAGCAAGUAGAAAUUAUGUUAUACACUGGAAAAGAUCUGUCUUCUAGAUAAAAGAAUUAGGGGCUACUUGAAUUUUAACACAACAUGAAGGUUGAGCAUCCCUAACCAACAAAUCCAAAAUGCUCCAAAAUCUUAAACAUAUUGCUGCCAGCCACCUAUUUCCCCCUUUGAUGUAGUGUUCCUGCUCAUUCAUUUGCAAGAUGGAAGACAGUGGCUGGCAGGCUCCCCAGAGAGAGGUUAGAGAGAACACAAGGAUCUGUGGAAUACUGAGAGAAUCCCAUUUUGGGAGAAAGGCUGUAUAUAAACCCAAUAAAUAAAAAUUAAAUAAAAGCAGAUGUGUGCCAAGCACUAUGCUUGGAUUUCUGCCAUUUCACAGAACUUCAGUGUCUCUCCAGUUUCAUUUCUCACAUAUCACACAAGUAGCAAAUGAAAAAUACAAGAGAGUAGAAAGGGGACUUGUGGAGUGGGAGGAGGCACGAAUAUCCAAGAUCCAAGAUAUCUCAUUAUAUAUAUGCAAAUAUUCUGAUUCCAAGCAUUUAUUUUCCAUCCCUUCUAGUAAUGUUAGCUCCUUGACAGCAUUAAACUGGGAUUUCCUUCUAGAUAUAUGUGUAGCCCGAUUAGCAUUGGCCUCUAGAAAACUUUAAAGACAUUUUGUAAGUCAUAUUCUUUACAAAGAAUAAAGUUAUAACACUCUUUAGUUUUUUCUUUAAAAAAAAGAUUUCAGUUUAGUUCCUCAAAUCUCACAAUUUAAAAAUUUACCAGCAUGGUGGAGUGGUUUAAGUGUUGGACUGAGACACUGGGAGACCAGUGUUUGAAUGUCCAUAAGCCAUGUAAACCAACUGGGUGAUCUUGGGCAAGUCACACAGUAUCCGCCUCAGAGAAGGACAAGGUCAAACCCUUCUGAACAAAUUCACUAAGAAGACCCCAUAAAUCAGAGAUUACUUCAAUGCACACAACACUAGUUUAAUCUUCUCAGGAACAAAUGCAGUUCAGUCAUAAUUUGUUUUUUAAUUGUAACACGGCUAUUUAUUAGGGUGUUGUUUUUUCACAGGACCUUUGGGCAUCAGUUUUUCUGAGAAAAACUGAGAAACUGAGUCCAGCCCUCUAGUCAUAAUAAGUGAAUCUACAUGUUGUCUUUUGUUUAGAUAAUUAUAUUCUGACAUAAUGAACCACGAUUAAAAAAUGAAGCCUGGAAAUAUUCUGCUAAUUAUAGUUUCCCAUUCCAUCCAAACUGGGAAUCUAGUUAACAGCUUCAGAGCAAGUCAGAAUAUUAAGCUAAUGGCAAACAAUGGCUUAAUAUCCUGGCUUGUUCCAAAGACAUUAUCCACAAUUUACCAUAUGGAUAAAACAGGAAACCACAGUUAAUGGAAGACUUCACUUACUCUCUUACUUUCUCAUACAAAGCAGGACAUAUUUUGGGGCAUUUCAGGACAUAUAUAUAUAUAUAUAUAUAUAUAUAUAUAUAUAUAAUGCACAAAUAGUAUUUUAACCCUGCACUGGUUGGGGGGACAUAAGGGGGGCACAUGUGGUCUGGAUGUGAUUUAAAUUAAUUAGUAUGAUCCUUUGCAUAAACAGUCUGAACAAAUUUCAAAAUAUCACCUCACUUUUGAAUUGAACUAACAAAAAGCUAUGUUCUAAUGUUUACGUUUACUAGUUUAACCCCCGUCUCUGUCUUUUUGGGGGUGGGGGCUCUCCCUGUUCCCAAGAGAGAUGGCACAUUUCACAAAAAGUAUGAGAGCACUGAAUAUCUCUUGUCACAACAAACUUUUGACAAUCAUGGGAUAUGACCUCCUAGACUACAGAAGUAUUUCCCUUUUCAAACAAUUAUUUUAAUUCUAAGAGCAUACUCUAAAGAUUUUUUCUUAUAUGACAGUACAAACUGCAUUUGAACCUCUGCCUUCCUUUUGGUCUCAGAUAUGAAUCUUAUUAAUAUAAAUAUGAAUUUAGGAUCAAAAUGAAAUGUUUAUCUUAGUAAAGUAUGACCCCUGUAUCCUCAGGGAUAAUGUUUCUGGACUUCAUGUGAGUAUGUGAAUGUGUGGAUCAUACAAAUUCUGUUGAAAUGAAGAACUUCUGGUACAAGAACACCAGAGGACCUAAAAAUGCAUAGAAAGGACAUAUUUGUUGGACAUGGAUAAAUAACGUUGAAGAUACAGUCCAGCAGAUAUGAGAGUUGUACUGUAUACCUUAGUAUCACACAGAAGUGUUUCCUUCACUACUGAUGUGUAGAUGAUGAAAUACAGAUCUGCCCAAACUGGUUCAAAUUAAUUUCAUUGCAUGUAAAUGCUAUGUAUGAUGAAAGAUCAUAUGGCUAUCUGCAUUUGUCCAUACCACUGAGUUCAAUGGGGGGAUAUUUGCUUAGGAACUUCAUAAAUGUGUAAUUCUGGGGUUUACACAUGAACAAAGCCUGCCUUUUUUAUUAAGCCUCAGACAAAAUCAUGACUGAGAUAAAGCAAGAGGCUUGAUGGGUGGACAGAAGUCACUAUUUUGCUCCUCUCAUUUGUCCAUUCGGCCAUGCUAUAUUUUAACUAGAUGACAUUCUAGGAAGACUACCUCAAGGGCUCAAUAUCGGUGUUUAUGAAUCGGUGAGAUUCAUGAAUUCAAAAUGAGAAAGAAACAAAAUCUUACAAGAUUUUGUUAAUGAGCAGCAGUCACCUUCUGCUCUGAGAAUUGAUCUUAGUUUAUAAUAAACAAUAUAGGGAUAAUGACUUGGAGACAGACCAAGUUGAAAUAAGUAGGACACAUUUGUUACAACCAAACAAAGUGCCAAUCCAAACCACCAACUUCAGUAUAACUGAUCUUAUUUUUUUCUUGAAUCUUAGGUAUGGCUCUUGAAGUCUCCCUAAUUUUUAAAUUUAAAAAAAUUGCAAAAAAAUCCAGGGACACAAGUGCUUUCCACAGCCAGAUCCUCUUUGUUCUCUCUUCUGAAAUGACAACCCUUCACCUGUGGCCAAAAACAAAAACUUGCAAUGGUUUCAAAACAUGAUCUAGUCUUCAACUUAAAAAUGACAAGUGUUUCUAAAGGAUAAAUCAAGUAUUGCUCACAGGUACUUUUUUGAAAACAAUCAGUAAAAAAGUUCAGAAUGGGCAGAAAAGUUGACAAGUAAAAAUAAACCUGUGAUAACUUUCUGGUAUACGAUUGUUCUGAUGUAAGUACUUCAGUGCAAUCAUGAAAUUCUUAGCAUGCUGUGGCUGUCACCUUAUCUGCUUUACAUCCGGAAUAAUUCAUAAACAAAAUGAAAUGUCCUUGGGCAUACAUAUGGCACAGACCUAGUUCAUGGAAGGGGGAAACUUCUAUUUUGCUAGAUCUCCAUGAAUAUUGGACACAUAAUUUAUAGUGUUUCAACUGAAGAUAACCAAAGUAAGUAUGUGUGUAUGUAUUUGUAUGCGCACAAACAUCUAUAUACAUGCAUUUCUAUAUGUGCACAUGUGUAUGUAAGCUUACAUUCACUGUAUCUAGUUCAGCUUCCAUUAUAUAUAUAUAUAUAUUAAAAUGUUAAGCAAUCUAAAUCCAUCAUAUUCGCAUUAAUAUUUAUAUAUAAACUAAAGAUACCACUAGACCUCAACCCUGUUUCAAUCAUAGCUUGCAUUUCUUAACAUACAUACUACUUAUCCUUGAUUCUGGUCAAACAAAUGUUUCAAUCUGCGUUGCUGGAAAUUAGGUGCAUCUGAUACAAUCACUUAAUAACAUAGAAUUUGUACAUUUGUGUUGCUUGUUCUGUCAUGUAAAUGUAUGUUCACAAUGAAAUCAUACACAUAUACAUAUUUUGUCAAGAAGCCCUGCUGAAUUUUUAAUAUGCCAUGUUACCUAUGGAGCUGUGUAACAGGAAUUGCCAUGUUCAAUAAAAUAUUUUGUGCAUA
Molecule: messenger RNA, 5636 nt
Organism: Anolis carolinensis (green anole)
Lineage: Eukaryota; Metazoa; Chordata; Lepidosauria; Squamata; Anolidae
Product: parapinopsin
Exons: 5
Coding region: 498-1637 (379 amino acids)
Biological process (GO): visual perception; cellular response to light stimulus; G protein-coupled receptor signaling pathway
Cellular component (GO): photoreceptor outer segment; plasma membrane
Molecular function (GO): G protein-coupled photoreceptor activity
Source: RefSeq, a predicted model, not a curated record